AUGACUGAUCCUAUGAUGGAUUUUUUUGAUGAUGCCAAUCUUUUUAGUGAGACCUUAGAAGGUUUGUCAGAUGAUGCCUUUGUUCAACCUGGACCUGUUUCGCUUGUUGAUGAAUUGAAUUUGGGUGCAGAAUUUGAACCUUUGCACAUAGACUCAUUAAACCAUGUGCAAGAUGCUCAAAAUCAACAAAAGAUGAGUGAGUUUGAUCAGCUGAAUCAGUUUGAUUCACUGAAACUUCACUCAGUAAAUCAGUCUUUUAAUAGCCCAGCUGACAAUGUCUUGUCACCACACUCUCAGUUCAGUUGUUCACCAGUUCAUCCGCAGAACCAGUCUAAUGGGAUGUUUCCCGAUGUGGCUGAUGGUAGUCCUAUGUGGGGUCAUCAAACUGCCACAACUGUUUCAAAUCAGAAUGGGUCCCCCUUUCACCAAGGACAUUCUCAGUCUAUGCAGCAAAACAAAAGCUUUGUAGCACACCAUGACUUUGCCUUAUUUCAGGCUAAUGAACCACAGCAUCAGUGUGCCUCACUACGGUCACAACAAGGCAGAAACAACACGGGGCAAGAUGCUCUGAGUCAGCCAAAAGACUUCAUGGAAGUUAAUGUAUCUACUUCUCUCAGAGUCAGUGUCAACCCAUCUCCAGUCUCUAAUCCAUCGACUUCACAGCAGCCUCUGUCUGUUCAGCAGUUUUCUCAAACUGCAAAUGCUUCAUUACAUUUUUGUGGGAAUCAAGAAGGAAAUUUUGAUGGACAGUCUCCAACUAUCACUCCAUGUUCUGUCAAUAAUAGCCAACAAUUUUCAUCUCCUUUUUCUUACUCUCAUAACCACAUUUCCCCUACAAGCCUUCUUCAGUCUCCAACAGCUCUUUCUACUAGCCAGCAGACACACUCUAUCUCUGACUUCACUGGAAGCGAUGCCUUUACAUCUCAAACAGGGACCAAGCAAGAAACAACCGAUCACAUGUUGAAUCCUAAUACACCUCUGAAUUCAAAUACUUUUCAAAUGUUGCAUUCUACGCAUCCUCAGGGCAACUUUAGUAGUUCAAAACUCUCUCCUGUAAAUAUUAGUUUUUCAGCUUCUACUGGUUCUGCGUCUCAGAUAAGCCAUUUCACUGACCCAAUUGAAAGCAACGGUUUUACGUCUUUAGAUGAGAACUUACUUCAUCAAGUAGACACUCAUAAUGAACCGUUUACAGGACUUGAUCCUGAUGACCUUCUUCAGGAAGACCUUCUGCCACAGUUCGAUGAUUCUGCAUUCGUUCAGGAUAGCACAAGCCAUGUUUUAGAGCAUGACCUAGAACACCAUAUAACCCCCCAGCAAGUAACACAGUCAUCUGACCUUGUUCGGGCACAGUCUCACAGUCAGAUUCAUCCCUGGCAUUCUUCAGUUUCUAAUCAACAUCUGCAAGACAGAAGUCGUGUAACCUUACAAGGACAGGAUUGCGGGGAGCAGCGGGAAACUGACAGGAGGCUUGUUCCGUGCACUCGGCUGCUGCUUGGCAAAGCUAUUAGCAGCAGCAGAUACCCUGGAGCUCGCUCUGUGCAGAUUCAAGACAUUGCAUUGGUUUAUGUUCAGUUAUAUUUGGAUGAUUAUCCUUGCAACCUUGGAAAGUGA
Messenger RNA from Nestor notabilis (Kea), 1611 nucleotides. Its product is annotated as chromodomain-helicase-DNA-binding protein 9-like. The record is from RefSeq and is a predicted model, not a curated record. The coding region runs from base 1 to 1611 and encodes 536 amino acids. NCBI's taxonomy places the organism in Eukaryota, Metazoa, Chordata, Aves, Psittaciformes, Psittacidae. The transcript has 2 exons.